Messenger RNA from Drosophila takahashii, 1493 nucleotides. RefSeq lists its product as uncharacterized. The record is from RefSeq and is a predicted model, not a curated record. NCBI's taxonomy places the organism in Eukaryota, Metazoa, Arthropoda, Insecta, Diptera, Drosophilidae.
AAAAAAACACAGAAAAUACACAAUUUUAAUUAUACAACCCGAAACGAAGAGCGACGCGAAGGAGGCGUGUGUGCAGAGAAGCGUAGGACUCGGCGGAGGUGACCCCCAGAACCAUGGCCAUGCUGACCCGGUUGACGAGCAGCGGCACCACCACGGUGGCCGGAGCACCCGGAUCGCCGAAGGGUCUGCAGCGGUUCCAGAACUACAUUUCCGCCUUUCUGUUUCCCGGGACGCAGCGCCAGCGGCGGAAGUCCACGCAGCUGGAUGCCAUCGACUGCUUCACCAAUGACCUUGUGACCAGGAAGACCCAGAAGUGGGAGGAGCUGCGCGACAGCCUGAUGAAGAGCGGCCAGGAGAAGGAUGCCAACAGCAAUGUGGCCAAGGAGGGCAGUAGCUCCACUAGCUUCAGCCAGAACGUGGGUCUCAUGUCCAAGGGCAUGAUGAGCGACCUGAAGGCGCUGCGCUCCCCCCAACUGGGCCUGGACAUCAGAUCCCUGUCGCAGGCGCAGCUGGACAACCUGCUGAUGGCCACGCUGGAGAUCAAGAACAAGCUGGACUUUCUUUACCUCAUCCGGCAGUGCAUUCGCUGCAAUCUCUUGCCCUCCAAUGAGGUGUUUGUCUCCUGCCUGAAGUAUCUGAGUGCCCAGCGGAAGCUGCAGCAGCUGGAGGCACUGGCGGACACCUGCCGCCAGCUGGAGCACCCCUUCUCCAGGACCUACGCCGAUCUGGCUCCCUUCCGGGCCAUCGCUUUGUGGAACAAUGGCAACGCGGACGUCGCGCUGAUGACCCUGCAUCGCGGCUACGGGGUGAGCAUGGCCUCGGAGGAGGGCAGGCGGAUGGCGAGGACCGCCUUUCGUACCAUUUCCGAGGAGACUCUGGCCCAGAAGAGCGAGGCUGUCCUGGUUUCGCUGCUCGAGGUGGCGCGUGCCAUCCACAGCGAGCACAAGGACAUCUUCGUGGUGGCCUGCGUGUGGAAGCAAUGCUUCGCCAGCGAUUGGUUUUGCGAUCAGAAGUCGGCGGGGGAAUUAUUUGAGCACUACAAGGAGCUGCAGGAGCUGGUGGAGCGGCGAGCCAGUCCCUUGUGCUCCUCAUUCCUCGGCCGCAACAAUGUGGAUGCCGUGCAUCGACUUAUAGAGGUGUUUUUGCAGCACCAGCAGCGUUCCGCCUGCUCUGGAUGCCUCAGCCUGCUCUUCAACUAUCAAUACAUGCGCAAGGAUCUGCGUGCCUGCGCCGAGAUCGUGAAAUCCUGCAGUGAGCUUGAGAUGCCGCUGAACGAGCUGCAGAACGAACAGUUCCUCAGUCUGUUCCUCGACCAGAGCGACCCGUUGGACUCCUCGGGAAUGGCCAGCAAGUACAAGGCACCCAAGUCCUUCCAGUACAAGUUCUAAAUCGCUUAAGCCGUUGUCAUCGUAGUUUUAGCACAAGAAAAAGUGUGUUUGCACCAUCCCCUAAGUAUACUAUUGCCUCUUUAAUAAAUGUUAUUUAAUGUCCAA